Molecule: messenger RNA, 1816 nt
Organism: Orbicella faveolata
Lineage: Eukaryota; Metazoa; Cnidaria; Anthozoa; Scleractinia; Merulinidae
Biological process (GO): GTP biosynthetic process; CTP biosynthetic process; UTP biosynthetic process
Molecular function (GO): nucleoside diphosphate kinase activity
Source: RefSeq, a predicted model, not a curated record
UAGUUUUUUUUGUCUUAAGCUAAUUUUAUUUGAAUCGUCCGUGCAUCUUAGAACGAAAUUAGCAAAGUUCAUCAGAUUUGUGCUAUUAACUUUCCAGGGAGAUCGAUAGAGUUUUCAAAAGUUAAGUCUUAGGUAGAGAUUUAAGUUAAGUUUAGAAUUGUUGCCAACCAAGUUUACAGUCUGGGGUAAAAGUCCACCACCUUACCGCUUUCUUUAUCAAUAUUGAGCCACUUCCCAGAAAAAGACCGAAGCAAUGAGAUGCGAAGUGAAAUGUAAACAUCUCUCAAGAUCUCUCAAGUAUAGAUAUUCUCUGACGUUGACGGACAAUUGGGAAAAAUGGCCAAUUUUCUUCUUCUACUAUUGAGUAUAGCUUUUAUAGCGAACCAAGUUUUGUGCAAGAAACUAUGUCAAGCUUAAUCUUCACGCAUGGGGCUUAUCUUUAACUAUUGUAUUAUGCUAAUACAAUCAGCGUAUUGAUCUCCUUUACUAAACGUGCAACUUUAGUAAAUAUACUUCUACAGUGCGUCCAGGAAUAUGCUCGUUUACCGCCAUUCCUUUCUCGUCAAGGUAACUAGAGUUUUUAUUUCUGUAUUUUUUCCCAAAAAUUUCAAACCGAAGUUACCAAGAGCACGAAACCACGAAGCUUUACCAUUCAAAUACCGAUCGGUAAAUAUUGGGACCCUCUAUUCCACUCGAUUUACAUUUUAGGUUUACACGUAGGUGUAUAAAAUAUUGAUGAUCUAUUUACCCGCAGUGCAAAAAUAAACAAUUCGAUAAACAUUAACCAUAUGUGGUUAGAUAUGAAUAACAUUAAACAGUAGCUUGGAGACCAUUUUGUAUCCAAGUGAUUGUCGAAUUCAAUAUGGCGUACAUCAAAAAGAAUCCCGACGCGCAGAGACCUUUACAGGUUGAAAUUAAAACACAAGAACAGUGGGAUGAGCUGUUGUCAAAAGAAGGACUGAUAGUGGUAGAUUCCUACUCAGCAUGGUGUGGACCAUGUAAAGCGAUUGUAAGUUCCUUCAAGAGACUAAAGAAUGAACUUGGUGAUGACCUGCUUGUGUUUGCAACUGCUGAAACAGAUUCCGUUGAUUCUUUGGAAGCUUAUAGAAUGAAAAGUCAACCAACAUUCCUGUUCUAUGCUGGCGGGAUUCUGGUAAAUGCUGUGAGAGGAUGCAAUUGCCCUUUAUUGGUGAAGACUAUACGUAAUGAACUGGAGAAAGAACACAAAGUCUUAGAUGGAAAGGGUGAAAGAGUUCCAUUUGUUGAUCAAGAAGCCCUGAAAGAGCCUGUAUAUGAUGAGAAGAAAGAUGAAGAAAAGGAGGUUGAAGAAGAAGAGGAAGAAUUAGGUGAGCUGUAUAUUCUUCAAUUGCUGAACAUUUCCUGAGCUAUCAUAGCAAUUGCUGUGGUCAUAGUGAUCGUACGGAAACCAGCCUUUACAGUAGACCUUGUCUCUUGCAUAAAUAAAUAAACCAUCUACAAGUCUCUAGCAAACUUUUUUUUUAUAGUGUUAUUUCCCUUACAGUCUAUACAACAGGCACUCAAAACAUGUAAAUAAUGCAGGGGAAAUUUUAUCAGGCUGGAAUAAACUGUUUUCAAAUGAACUUUCUAAAAAAUUUUCGAAGACCUGAAGUGAAUUUUAGAAUGGAAUUUUGCAAGGUACUGCGAACUUCUGUUGGAAAGUUUUAUGAAGCCAAACAAAAUUUCAUAAAACUAAUUUCUCAUCAGAAGAAACAAUUAUAGUUUUCUUGGUUUUCAAAGAAUCUAGUUCUAUUAAUGAUUUUUUUUGUUUGAAACAAAAUUGCCUUUAUUUUAGUUG